CUCGCUGACAAAAUGGGCAGUAUUGAAGCUAUGACUGUGACCUAUGAAUGACAUAUUCUUUUGAAUGCAUAUUCCGCUUGAACUACUCCAUGCAGGCCUAUGUGGACACGUAUAUAGAUAGGCAUAGGCCCGUUGCUUGCUUUCGGGAUGUUAAAACCGUGCAGAAGCAUGACAUUCUGAAAGAGAGAGUUUCGCAGGUACUGAUAAUAUAUCGACCAAUUCAUCGAGGAACUUUGUCCACAAAAUAUUGCAGGCAACUGGCAGAGUUAGUAUGCUCGUAACAUCAACCGAUGACGAUCAGGAUGACUGAAAACAAUUCGGAAGAUGCAGUGUUACCAAGUGAAUCUGCUGCCCCAAACGAUGAAAGCAGUGAGAAAGAAGAGACAACUUUCCACAAAAAGGCCACCUUUGUCUGUGCGGCGUUGGGGACGUUCACAGCAUGGCUGACUUUCUCAGUGAUCGCAGUGUUUUUCCCGAAUGAGGCCAAAGCGAGGGGAAUGUCGCAGACUGUUAUUGGGCUGGUGUUCAGCUCUUUCUCCGUUGCAGCUGGAAUAAGUUCACCAAUCUGGGGCAAACUUCUGCCACUCAUUGGAGCCCGUUUUGCUUUUCUCGCUGGGGCCUUCGUGGCAGGCAGUUGCAAUAUUUUGUUUGGUUUCAUAAUCGACAUGCCUACCGACGCAACAUUCACUGCAUUCAGUUUCGCUAUACGAUUACUGGAGGGCCUUGGUUCCUCGGCUUGUGCGACUUCCACGGCUGCCAUUCUUGCUUACACCUUUCCGGAAAAUGUCGGCAUGUCAAUGAGUUUGUUUGAAACCUGUGCUGGCGUAGCGUUUGCAGUCGGACCAGCCGCUGGUGGUUUGCUCUUUGAAGCAGGUGGAUUCAGGGUUCCAUUCUUUGUUCUGGGAGGAGCAGUUUUGGCCACGGUCGGUGCGAGCUGUUUCUUCAUGCCCGAUCAUGGGAGCGAGGAGAAACAAUCCGGGCCCAUUGUCCAAGUCUUGAAAAUACCGGCUGUCUGGGUGUGCAUGUUGGCGAUCUGUGCCAAUUUCAUCGGUUUCACGGCAUUACAUCCGAUACUGUCAGUUCAUCUCGAGACGCUUGAUUUCUCGGUUCUCGGAAGAAGUUUGCUUUUCUGCUGUUUAGGCGUUUCGUACGCUGUGGGUACAGUCGUUUGGGGAUACGUUGUGGACAAAAAGAAGUGCACCAGAACUGUAAUAUCUUUGGGAACAUUUGGAGCGGUCAUCGGAUUUUUCCUUCUUGGACCUUCUCCUGUCCUCAACAUAACCCCCACCAGGGUCUUAGUGGGUUUGGUCAUACCCUUUCUGGCUUUCGCGAUGGCGAUGAUGACCAUACCACCGAUGCUGGACAUGAUCAUCUCAGCUGAAUGGUAUGGAAUACCUUAUAACAUGGGACUCGUCGGUAUUAUUUCGGGUCUUUGGAACAUGGCAGUGUCAAUAGGAAUGAUGGUCGGCCCGAUGUUGGCCAGUUGGCUGACGGAUUGUCUUGGAUUUGGAUACGCUACAACAAUCAUUGCAUGCGGCUUUCUAGCUGUCUGGCUUGUUUUGUGUUUCUUUGGUGCCUGGGAAUACCGAUGCGGAAAAGGGAGGCGACCACCAAUGGAAGAGCCCAAGGAUGAUUCCCACACGGACUUUGAGGAAAUGGUACUACUGUCGAAAGCGCCUUAAAUUAUCCUCAGUAAUCUUUCCUUUUUUCCCAGUUAACCCAUUGUUCAUUGAUAUAUAUUGGUUCAAUGUAUUUUUGAUAUAUUGAUUUUUAAAUUCUUGUCUCCUGCAGGAGAGUCUACUCGAAAUUUAAUAUAGAGCAUGACCUACCAAGAAAACCUUUGUCAAUAUGGUUUUCGAAAAAAAGUAGCUCAGUCUUUUCUAAAUAUGGCUUUCGCAAUAAAGUAGCUCUUUGUCGCAAAUCGUUUUAGACACUCGUCCCCCCCCAAAACAAACAAAAGCCAAAAAAUGACAAUAUUUUUAUAAUUAUUUUAUAUAAAGCGUGCUUAUAUAUACAUCGAAAGUAAUACACGUGUAUUCAUUAGUGUUUGUUACUUGAAUAAAGAAAUGCAGAGAAGACACGUCCGCACUGAGUCUGCGUGUACAUGCAAUAUUCCAUAUUUUGCAGCCUCUUACAACGAUUUUUGCAUUUCAGUGUGGUUAAGGUUUUUUGGUCACAUUAAUUCCGGGUUUAUUUAAACUCUUAAUUGGAAUGAAGGUGCAUAAUAACCCUGCAGGUUCGUUGGAAUCGACAUUUUAAUUUGUAUCUUGUCUAACAUAUACAUUGCACUUUAUUUAUAUAUUCUUAUUCUGGAGUACUGUUUAAAACAAAAACCAGUUCGUGCCAGGUUUUAAGUUCAGGGAACACUUGCACCUGUGUGUGAGUAUAUACAUGUACACUUUACAUGGCCAUGGGAUGGGGUUGUUAUGGUUAGAGUUUUGCACUUCGUUCAUGAAAGGAUCGUAAUGAGUAUAUGCAAUGUUAAAAGAAAUUGGCGAGCCGGAGAACUUGCAGCACUAGUAAACUCAAGUCACAGGGACAUGACA
This is a messenger RNA of Acanthaster planci (crown-of-thorns starfish), 2546 nucleotides long. RefSeq names its product MFS-type transporter SLC18B1-like. Lineage: Eukaryota; Metazoa; Echinodermata; Asteroidea; Valvatida; Acanthasteridae. Gene Ontology annotation, molecular function: transmembrane transporter activity. The record is from RefSeq and is a predicted model, not a curated record. Gene Ontology annotation, biological process: transmembrane transport.